AUGUUCGAGACCUACCACUUCACCCAGAGCCUGGCGCUCUUCAACCAACGGUUAUCACAAGAUUUAUUAGACACUGACGACCGGGACGCUCUGUGGCUUACAGCGACAUUUCUCGGCAUGUUGACUUUUGCUUCGGUCCACUCAUCCGCUCACAAGGAGACCUGGCCCUCCAACCAUACAGACCCCGAGUGGCUACACAUAGCCAAGGGCAAGAAAGCAGUGUAG
Molecule: messenger RNA, 225 nt
Organism: Aspergillus thermomutatus
Lineage: Eukaryota; Fungi; Ascomycota; Eurotiomycetes; Eurotiales; Aspergillaceae
Exons: 1
Coding region: 1-225 (74 amino acids)
Source: RefSeq, a predicted model, not a curated record